Impatiens glandulifera is the source of this 1074-nucleotide messenger RNA. Its product is annotated as psbQ-like protein 3, chloroplastic. The transcript is spliced from 2 exons. Bases 240 to 977 code for a protein of 245 amino acids. Gene Ontology annotation, biological process: photosynthesis; photosynthetic electron transport chain. Gene Ontology annotation, molecular function: calcium ion binding. The record is from RefSeq and is a predicted model, not a curated record. NCBI's taxonomy places the organism in Eukaryota, Viridiplantae, Streptophyta, Magnoliopsida, Ericales, Balsaminaceae. Gene Ontology annotation, cellular component: extrinsic component of membrane; photosystem II; photosystem II oxygen evolving complex.
CGUGAACCUGCUUUCCUUAAUUUUAUCAAUCAUAUAUAUAUAUAUAAUAUUUAAAAAAAUAUAUUAAUAAUUAUAGAAAGUUAUGUAUAAUAAUUUAAUUUAAAAAAAUCAAUGUACACGUCAUAAAUAAUCCAGCCAAUAGUAGUGAAGAAGGAAGCUCAUCCUUUAUCCAUAUUUCCCUCCACAACCUUCUUCAUUUUCACUACCUAUAGCAAAGCUGCAUCUUUUUUCUUUCAUUCAUGGCGGCCAUGAAUUCCAACAUCCUCACCUUCAAUUAUUCAGUCUCGUCAACAGAACCCACCUCCAAUCUCUCUCCCACGCUUCCAUCAUCAUUAAUAUCACCAUCCCCUCUCUCUACAGCUAUAGUAAAAUGCCCAGGAAUCAGAUCUCAAUUACAGACUAGGGUUUCUGAUUCCAACAUCUCUAUUGCUAAUAAUAAUGGAAGAAGAAGAAGAUCUGCACUCCUCAGCCUUGCCGGCGUACUCUUCACCGUCGUUACCACUACCUCGUCAGCCAACGCCGGAAUCAGUAAAGCCAAUAAGGUAAAUCAAAAUUAUUUGAUUCUCAUGAAGGUGCUUUUUUCGCUUUCGAGUGAGGGUCGUUCUUCUGUAGCUUUCGAGUUAAGAAUGACUGUGCCAGAUCAGACCCCGGAAGAGGCGGAGGCCGUGGUAAAGUCCGAUGCGGAUAACCUAAUUAUGGGCGUGAAGGAUCUCGCAAUGAUGGCAAAUUUGGAGACAAGAAAAGAGAAACAAAAAACAAUGCGGAAGAGUGCGGCGGUGCUAAAGCAGGAUUUGUAUACUAUAAUUCAGGGAAAGCCUGGAAAAGAUCGGCCUGAGCUCCGACGACUUUAUACAGUAUUGUUUAAUGGUGUGACAAAUUUGGAAUAUGCCGCUAGGGAUAAUGAUGUUGAAGGAGUACAAAUGUUUAUGGAUAGUAUAGUGAGGACACUUAAUGAAAUUUUGUCUAGAAUAUUGUGAAAAAUAAAAAAUAUUUUUUAUUUAUAUUGUUUUAUAGAUAUUUGAGUAUUUUUUGGGAUUUGAUAUUGUGAGUUUAGUUUUAAGAGAUUUAUUUGAG